CCUAGCUUCUCCCUAGCUUCUCCCUAGCUUCUCCCUAGUUUCAUCCAUCGAUAUCUUUUGGACCUUUGGUUCUGUCGCGUGACAAUGCGCGUGGCUGUUAUUGGUGGUGGAGCCUCUGGCCUGGUCCAGCUUAAGACGCUCCUCCACGCCCACGAGCAUCUCGGCUGCGAUGAGUUCGAACCCCGCUUAUUUGAGGCAAGCUCGAAAGUCGGCGGCGUGUUUCACUCCCAUGUCUACGAGGACGCUGAACUAGUGUCCUCCAAGUACUUGACAUCAUUCUCGGACUUCAGACCGAAACCGGAUGACGAGGACUUCCUCUCAGCUGAGCGAUAUGUCGAGUAUUUGGAGGAGUAUGCUACACACUUUGGACUGUGGAAGUGGAUCGACCUAGAGACCAAGGUGGUGAACAUCAAACGGCAGGGAGGGGGACAUGUUGUUGUGUAUCAGAAACCCAAUGGAACCAUCGAGGAGUGGCCAUGUGAAGCCGUCGCCAUCUGUUCUGGCGUCCAUUCUAAACCAAACAUCCCUUCCAUCUCGGGCAUCGAGCAUGUCCCCACCGUCAUGCAUUCUUCGGAUUUCAAGACCCGCGCCCAGCUGGGCAAGGACAAAACAGUCAUGGUGCUUGGGAGUGGCGAGACGGGCGCGGAUGUCUUAUACGUCUCCAUAACCGCCGACACGAAACGGGUUGUUCUAUGUCACCGCAGCGGGUGGGUUGGGGCUCCAAAGCGGAACCCCCAUCAGCAGGUUCUUCCUUGGCUGUUUGGUUAUGCACCCCCAGAGGAGAAGACCCUACCUGUCGAUGUUGCUCAGAUCACUCUAUUCGACACCAUGUACGUGCAUCCCAUAGUGCGGGAUAGUAUGAUCGUUUGGAACUACUAUCACACGCUAGCUUUGCCUAUUGCAACUUGGGUGGGUAGUGGCAGCAAGUAUGGGAUAGACAUGCAUGUUGGACAGGUCUGGGGAGAGCGAUUCCACAUCUCAAGGUUAUUCUUGAACAAAGCUUGGACAAGAGUGUCGCCGUACAUCUACUAUCCCUGGAUCCCUGAGAGAUGGACCCUUGCAACAAGAAUCCGCCGCUUCUUGAUGGCUCGAGACCUACCCCGUCCCUCGCGGACAAUCGACGUGGCUCCAUUCCCAUCACACAUCUCCGAGGACGGCGUUGCGCACUUCCCCAUUGUCCCAAACCGGCCGGAAUCAGAGCGUAUCCAGCAAUCGACCAUCAAACCUGAUAUCCUCAUCUAUGCUACCGGCUACGUCCCGACUUUUCCUUUCCUCGACACAUCCUCGAGCGACAAUCCCUAUCCUACCUCAACCCAAGCUGACGUUCGCGCAGUCUGGAAGAGAGACGAUCCCAGCGUUGGAUUCAUCGGCUUCGUCCGGCCUAACUUUGGCGCCAUCCCUGCCCUGGCCGAGCUCCAAUCCAUGCUCUUUAUCCAAAACCUCGUCGGCCAACUGCCUCCCCUGGAUCCAGAGGACGAGUACCACUAUCGACUCAUCGUCCCCCCCUCUGCGCGCAUCGGCUACGGCGUCGAGCAUGACUCAUACGCCUACCAGUUAGCAAAGGACAUGACCAUCGCGCCCAGCUUCACCGAUAUCCUACGCCUCUCUUUCGGCGCGUCCCGCGGCUGGAGACUCCCUUGGGUCUGGGCCGCCGGCGGCGCCCUAAAUCCCAAGUUCAGGCUCGUAGGGCCGUGGAAGUGGGACGGCGCUGCGGACGUGCUGACGGGGGAGUGCUGGGAGACUAUCUCGAGGCGGAAGAACAUCUUUGGGAACUUAUCAAUUGCUGUGCUACCGAUGAUUUACCUGGGGAGCUGGAGUUUGUAUUACUGGGCUUACUCACACUUUUGGAAUGGCCUCGCAAGAAUUGGUGUUGCGAAGCCUUUGGAAAUUGAGAAUGUGCCCAAGAGGUUAAUGGAGGAGCUAGCAUUGAAGGAGAUGAUGUAGAGGUGUAUAUGGAUGAAUUGCGACAUUGCAGACCCUAAUACAAGGUAUUUCAGAUUA
Molecule: messenger RNA, 2001 nt
Organism: Ilyonectria robusta
Lineage: Eukaryota; Fungi; Ascomycota; Sordariomycetes; Hypocreales; Nectriaceae
Exons: 3
Coding region: 85-1944 (619 amino acids)
Molecular function (GO): flavin adenine dinucleotide binding; NADP binding; N,N-dimethylaniline monooxygenase activity
Source: RefSeq, a predicted model, not a curated record